AAGAAGAAGAAGCAGACACUCCCUCCUCCCAGUGCCAAGAAAAAGCAGAACAAACAGCUGAUCCAGCACGGUCACUUUUUUAUCAAAACAAGAUGAAAAAUCUACUUUUGCUGCUUCUCUUGUGUCACGUGUCGUCAUCAGUAAAACACUCCCUGAAGUUUUUCUUAACUACAUCUUCUGGAAUCCCAAACUUCCCACAGCUUGUGGUUGCUGCAAUGGUUGAUGACCUUCUGACGGGUUACUGUGACACCAAUAUAAAGAGAAUACAACCAAAACAGGACUGGAUGAAAACAGCAUUAGAAAACAAUCCGCAGCAUUUGGAGUGGUACACUCAAUACUGUUUUGAGAUCCUGCCACAUAUAUUCAAAGCCAUAAUGGACAACUUGAAGCAGCGCUUCAACCAAAGUGGAGAUAUCCACAUUUUCCAGAGGCUGAAUGGCUGUGAGUGGGAUGAUGAGACUGGAGAGGUUAAGGGUUUUAUGCAGUAUGGUUAUGAUGGAGAAGACUUCAUAUCAUUGGACCUGAAGACACUGACAUGGAUCGCUCCGAAACCACAGGCUGUCGUCACCAAACUGAGAUGGGAUGCUGACAAAGUCCAACUAAAACGUCAUGAAAACUUCUUUGCAUACAUUUGUCCUGAGUGGCUGAAGACUUAUGUGGCCUUUGGAAAGAGCUUUCUGCAGAGAAAAGACCUUCCCUCAGUGUCUCUCCUCCAGAAGUCUCCCUCCUCUCCAGUCAGCUGCCACGCUACAGGUUUCUACCCUGACAGAGCCAUGAUGUUCUGGAGGAAAGAUGGAGAGGAGAUUCAUGAGGACGUGGAGCUCGGAGAGAUCCUCCCCAACCACGAUGGAUCCUUCCAGAUGACUGUUGACCUGAACCUUUCAUCAGUCCCACCUGAAGACUGGAGGAGGUACGACUGUGUGUUUCAUCUCUCUGGUGUGAAGGACCACAUCGUCACCAAACUGGACAAAGCAGUGAUCAGGACCAACAUGGAGAAGCCCAGUGACAUGACCGUCCCCAUCACUGCUGCAGUGAUUGUUCUUGUUUUCAUCCUCAUCGCUGCCACUGGAUUCAUCAUUUACAAAAAGAAGAAAGCCCAAUGUCCCCCAUCUUCUCCUGACAGCAGCUCUGAGCUCUCUGAGAAACUCAAUCCAGAAACCUGACUGACAAAAAGAGUAAACACUAUGAUAUGUGCUUUACAAAAAAAGACUGGAAGAUGGCUCCCUGCAAUCUGAAUGAAGUGGUUUAACCCUAUGGGCCUGAACGACGCAUAGUGCAUCCAAAUUCACACCUGUUCUUCUGUAUGGAUUUUCUCCGCGACCAUUCGUCAUAGCGAGAAGCCACGCAUAUCACAUGAAACAGCGGAACCGUAGCUGUAGCUUGUCGGUAGUCCAGUGUUUUCACAGCAAAAAAAAUUAUAAAGUUGCACUAAAAUUAUGUAUAAGAAAGCUUUCAUACAGCUCUGCACACACAUUACUGUUGGAUGGAUUACUUGCGAAUGCAGGCUCGCACAGAAAUGCCAUGCAUAUCACAUGAAAGCGCAGGACCAGAGCUUUCCAGUGAUACCACACACAUCAUUGUGCUGUCAUCCCAUCACACUAUAAAUACAGAUUAAUUGUCUACAAAAUAAAAACCUGACAAAUUUCUUUACAAUCCAUUAUACAGAUCUCGUUAUCAGUCACUUCAUAUAGUGAGGAAUAUCGUAUCUUACCACGUCUUAGGCUUGUGUGUGUUUCUGCCUGUCUAUCAACAUUUGUAGUCCGGCUUUCAAGAUGCAAAUAUCUCCAUAUUGUCCAGUUGACACUCCAUCAAACUUUGUAUGACAAUAGGGCUAGGUAUCGAUUCAGAUUUUCCAGAUCGAUUUGAUUCGAUUUUCAAGGACUCAGUUUGAUCCGAUUCAGUUCAGUUCAAUAUCCAUUCAGUCAAGUAUAUUUCAAUUAUGAUACAGAAUUUGCUUGGAUAUUAAGAUAUUUUCUGAGAACUAACGAAGUAUAUUUAACAAGGAACCCUCUGACCUGGUGCAUUACUAUUAAAAAUACUGUUUACAUUAAGAAUUGACCCCAAAGCAGUUACAUUAGUGAUCAUGUACUUUUAUUUAACAUUACCUGACUAACACAUACAAAAUAAAUAUUUUAAAUUAAAUCUAAUCACAAGGCAGACAAUUUAAAUGAAGUGGCUACAAAAAAUGUAAACAAAGGACAUCCACAAGUUUGCUGCCUGUAACCGUCUUAUAAAGCUUUUGUGCAAUACACUACAGUGGUUGUGAUGCACAAUAUACGUAGGUGAACCCUGCAGCAAAGUGAAACUUCUUUCUCAGAGAGGAUCUUUGCCUCCCAGUUUGUCCCUGGCGGCAGAGCAGAGUGAACCGUCUUUCUUCUCAGAGGAUCUUUGUCCCAUGAGAGCAGGCACGCUGCUCUCCGUGUCCGUAGUGUACACAACGUUCGCUAGUGAUGUGACAGUCACUGGAAGCACAUUAUGACCCUUCGGAAAAGUUUCUGUGUGGUACCUCCUGUAUUGUACAUGAGCUAACGUUAGCGGCUAAGGACUGAGAGGCUGUCCGGUAUAUGUAUGUGUGUGUGUGUCUGAGGAGCAUCAGUACGUUAGCCUUGCUGUUUGUCGUGUUAACGUUAUCGCCGGCGUUUCGGAUUUACUCGCGACCCUGUUAACUGGCAACCUUCAGCCGAAUGCGUCUGUGGUUGUCGUAGUGACAACAGCUGUUUUCAACCAGGAAGAGAACACGUAGCUGUCCUCGCGAAGGCCUCUUUAUUCAGUUUUUCAUAACAAUAUCAAAACAUAGUCGACCUGAUCCGUCUUUGGACUCUUGUUGGAGGAACCCAGUCACGGACCGACACUCAGUCGCGGUUUGAAUCACACUUGUUAUGACGGAAUGUUGAAAACAGGAAGAGGCCAAGUUGCUUUUCCUGUAAAUCUAACUCUUAUCUCGAAUAAAUUUUCUAAAUAGGACUACACAGUUUCGUCUCUGGUUCCUGCCUAAAUAAAUAUAUGCCAUAUUAAAGAACCGUUCAGCCCUGUGAAACGUAAAAAAGAAUAUUUUCAUGGGAUUCGAAUCCGCUUCAUUUUGGGAAAAUAAAUUAAAAGCCCAUAUUUAACGCGGUACGCCAUUAGAACAAUGGCUCUUUGUUGACAGAUCUAUUAAAAA
Molecule: messenger RNA, 3160 nt
Organism: Epinephelus fuscoguttatus (brown-marbled grouper)
Lineage: Eukaryota; Metazoa; Chordata; Actinopteri; Perciformes; Serranidae
Product: major histocompatibility complex class I-related gene protein-like
Exons: 7
Coding region: 93-1163 (356 amino acids)
Biological process (GO): immune response
Cellular component (GO): external side of plasma membrane
Source: RefSeq, a predicted model, not a curated record